AUGACAGUAGAACUCAGCACCAGCAACUACUGCUUCACACCGAUGUCAGCUGGCUAUCCAGAGGGAAAACACUACAGAGGCUUUUUGAGCUGUGUGACGAAGGGAUUUUCUGUCUGAGCACUCACACCCCCUUGUGGCUGUGUUCGUGGACACACACUGUAUAGCCUGCCUCGCCAUUCUUGCUGAUGUGUUCAGCAAACUGAACAACCUGAAUAUAACUCUGCAA
Molecule: messenger RNA, 226 nt
Organism: Coregonus sp. 'balchen'
Lineage: Eukaryota; Metazoa; Chordata; Actinopteri; Salmoniformes; Salmonidae
Source: the annotation of a GenBank genome assembly